This is a messenger RNA of Stegostoma tigrinum, 2889 nucleotides long. It is a transcript of the gene cep78, whose product is annotated as centrosomal protein 78. Bases 437 to 2545 code for a protein of 702 amino acids. The transcript is spliced from 17 exons. NCBI's taxonomy places the organism in Eukaryota, Metazoa, Chordata, Chondrichthyes, Orectolobiformes, Stegostomatidae. Gene Ontology annotation, cellular component: centrosome. The record is from RefSeq and is a predicted model, not a curated record. Gene Ontology annotation, molecular function: protein binding.
GGCCUGAAACGGCAGCUUUCCUGCUCGCCGUGCUGUGUUCAUCCAGCUCUAUACCUUGUUAUCUGUAAAUUGAAUGCUUUUUAAACAAAAUACAACGUAUCUGUAAACACAAAUUCAGCCCAUAGAUUUACAUGUAUACGGGAGACUGUAAGUAUGGUUUGGUGUGAUUUCUGAGCUCGUCCACCCCACUCUAACUCCGGUAUUUCUGCAUCAAAACGGUCACUAACAGUGCCUGUACAGCCGAACCUCAAACAACGACCGCCAUCUUGUGAGUGGACGGUUGGAGCCGGCGGGAGGGUCCGCGCGCUCAGUUCGGGGCUGCGCAGCCGCAGUGAGCACCGGUUCCUGUGCUGGAGCUGCAACAAGGAUCAGCGUCUCCCAUAGUGAUAGGUCACAUCAAAUGAUCGAAUCUGUUCACCUGUACUAGCAAGAGCCAAUGGAUUUUGAAGCACAUUAUGAGCAUUUGUGUGCUCUUCAUGACCUGGUUCCACUAAAAGCUGUGAAGGCAAAUUUAAAUCAGGGUGUUUUUGACAUUAAUGGUGAUUGGAUCAAGCUGUCUGAGUGGGCACCAAUUUUCAGCACCAUCAGUAUUAACAAGAAUUUAACUUUCCUUGCUAUUAGAAGUUACUAUCAACUUGGCCUUGGAGAAACAGGGAGUGAAAGAUCUAAACAGAACAUCAGAAAACACAUACCAGCCAUCCGAUCAAGAGACCUUACAAUUCAACUGUGCAAAUCAGUUAGAGAUUCUCUGAGUGUUUCCAGUUCUCUAAAAACUUUGGAGUUAGAAGGAUUACCCUUGAGACACGGAGAUCUUCUGACAUUAACAAAGGGUCUAUCCAGGACAAAAACACUACAGAACCUUUCAUUAGCACGUUGUCCAAUAGGAGAUGAUGGACUGGAAAUCAUUUGCCAGAGUGUGAAGCAUUCAGCAACUAUGAAAACAGUCAACUUCACAGGCUGUAACAUAACAUGGCGUGGAGCAGAGCAUAUGACCAGCAUUAUUAAGUAUCAAGCAACAAAAAGACAUAGUCAAGUCUGGGCAGAGAGUCUUCGUUAUAGGCAUCCUGAUCUAGAUUGCAUGAGUGGUUUGCGACGCAUUACCAUGAACUGUAACACAUUAAUUGGUGAUACUGGAGCUAUUGCCUUUGCAGAUGCCCUCAAAGAUGAUCUUUGGCUGAAAGCCCUUGAUUUGCAGCAAUGUGGAAUUUCUAAUAAAGGAGCCAAAGCUUUGCUUGAUAUCUUGCAGACCAAUAGUACUCUAAUUGUAUUGGAUGUUAGAAAAAACCCAUUAACUGAUCGAUCUUUAACAAAAUCCAUUAUUGAAAGGAUAUUGCUGAACGGAAUUGGAGUCACUUCUGAGUACAAAUGGCUAGCACUAACAUCUUCUAGAGAUCCUGCUAAACAAAAGCAAAGAAGAAAAACUGUGAAGUUGAGACAUGGUUUGAAAGGAAGAGCUACUAUUCGUAUAGUUAUAUGGAAGUGUUGUGGUACAAAGAGGUUUACAGAGAAUGGCAAGAAAAGUACUCCUGUUUCUUCACAUUUUGACCCAGAACCGCUGCCACCAGGUACAGAGGGGUAUGUACCAUGGCGAACUGCUGCACGUGCUAACCGAUUCAGGACUAUUCAUCUAGACUCGUCACACCAAAAUAGGGAUGUUCAGGCAAGUAAUCCAGUGAAGAUCACAUUGGAGAGUGAAUUAUCUUCAGAAACUGAAGAGGUGAUCUGUACUCCUAAGGCAGAAAUUCAGAUGACUGAUACAGAAAAUUCAUAUAAGACAUUCAAAGUCAAGCAGUAUAAACAGUUAAAGGUAGAACUAAAAGAAUGUCGACUAAGACUGGAAGAAGAAAUUAGAGCGAGGACAAAGGCUGAUGCUCGUUUGAUAGAGCUUGAACUUGAGAAUGCCCGGCUUCGAAAAAUCAAUCUUUCUCUGUCUGAUGCUCUGCACACACAAUCUACCACAAGUACUAUUCUUGAGGAUGAAGGAGUGCUAGAAAGCAUUGAAGCCUCUUUCAAGAAAUUUCAUGCUUUUUUAGAUCUUUUAAAAGAUGCUGGUCUUGGGAAAUUGGCCAGCAUGGCUGGAAUAGACCAAUCAGACUUUGGUCCUGUUGGACAACCUCAGUUAUCAUCCACAUUUGGAAAUGACCACAAAGAGCAAGGAGUUGAAUCAACCAAAGAGAAAAUACUUCAGGAAGCACCACAGAUUACACAGUUGCAGGCUGGAGAUCAAACCUCUCACAAUCAGUCUGAUGCUGCACGAAUCUUUAAUGACUCCACAAAUAUAGCUCUUCAACCUGAAAAUCGAUCACUUGAAUCCAAGUUCAAAAACCGAAAAUGUAGCGACCAGAACUCAGAGAACAAAUUUCUGAAAUCUAAAGAAGCUGUUGGCUGUAAUGAAGAUCAAACAAGCAAGCAAUAUUCAUCCUGGAGGAAUGGCCAACCCCAAGAAUAUGCGGUGGUUCAGAUUUCAGAGAAAUUGCUAAGCCUUUUGGAGGCUGAACAGCCCAUUGCUUCGGACACAGCUAUCACACCAUCAGUCAAGUCAUAGAAGUGAAAUAAUAACAAAGGCAUUUUUUAAUACAUCUUUUUUAAAACCAAGUUAAUUGUCUUGUUGCAGCUGAUAACGAUGCUUCUUUGUUCGCAGCAGGAGGGAAUGAAAAUGAACAAAAGGCUGCUGAUGAAUAUUUUAUGAAAUCUAAAACAGAAUAAAAUAUCCUGAAAUAUUCAUUCCACUGCUAGAGUAUAUAAUGAUUCAUAUGAACUUGUUAAGUGAUGCAAUUGCUCUUCCAUUUUAAACAGUGUAAGUAAUGUUGCAUUGUGAAAGACUUGUAAAAUUUACUGAAUUUGUUACAUUUUUUUCUUAUGAUGGUUAAUAAAAUCCAAAGUCAUAUA